Molecule: messenger RNA, 2340 nt
Organism: Orbilia oligospora ATCC 24927
Lineage: Eukaryota; Fungi; Ascomycota; Orbiliomycetes; Orbiliales; Orbiliaceae
Exons: 3
Coding region: 1-2340 (779 amino acids)
Source: RefSeq, a predicted model, not a curated record
AUGCAGGUCCACGCUGCCCGUCCGACCUCCAACUUUUUCUCAUAUUUCAACUUACAUUCACAACCUCUCAACUAUCACCAACGACAAGAAGCUUACCUCCAAUCUCGCCCACGAACUGUCUCCAUUGACAAUGCGAUCCUUCGCAAGCAUAUAGUUCACUCGCACGUUCCUUCAUCCAAGAUGUCAGUCCCUAACAACACCAAGAACAACACUAUCGCAGUCAAACCUCGUCCGCUCGUUGAGCAAGACUUCGAGGUCAUCGGUCUUUCAGACGAUUCUGAUCCUGGAAAAUCUGCUGUCCGACCUCCUCCAGGAGCCGCCAGGCGAGCGAGCAGCAGUGCUGCUCUCAACCCGAUAAGCAUCCGUUCGCGAUCCAUCUCAAAUGGUACCACUAUCCUUCCAACAACCGCAGGUAGAGAUCUGGUCAAUGCGAAGACUCGACCUUCCGUGCCAGCAACUCAAUCUUCGCCUACAAUCGUCGAUAACCACCUUGCACCACCUGCCCGAUCAUCUAGGCGAAAGAAGUCGACUCCGACCCAAGUUCACCCAUCAUCUCGACACUCCAGCCCUGGUCCACCAAGUCCCCGAUCUGUAUCCCUGAAUAUCUCGAGUAAUGGCGCUGUUGCCACAACUAGCUCCUCAGGGGCAGGAAAGGGGCUCAGCUUACCCACCCUUGCCCCAAAAUACGGACCGACAGGGCGGAGAUCAUCAUGGCAACCAGGGAGGAAGAGCAAGACCGUCGAGGAAAUAGAAAAAGAAUGCGAUGAUGACGACGACGACGAAAUUGACGAACAGGUGGCUUUGUGGAAUAUUCCUUUGUCUCCUAGGGCCGGGAAGUCGUUGCCAUCAGGAGGAUCGAAGAGCCCAUCGCCGGAUAGGUCGUCCGAUGCUUCGAAUUCGAGGCGUAAUAGCAUUACCAAGGGAGAUUUAAAGGUGGAGAGAGCAGAGACACCUACACCAGCUCAGUCGACAGUCUCCUUGCCAUCACUUGCAAGGUCGGAUUCCGGUGAUUCAGAGCCGAGAGGGCGGAUGCGAAACCGGAUGAAGUCUUGGGGUGAUGUGAUGUACGAACUUGGGAACGAUGCAAAGGAGCUAACGGAAGCCCUUGAAAGAUAUGCUGAUGAGGCUAUGGAAGCUAAGGAGAAGGAGUUACAGAAGCAGGUGAAGGCAGCAAGGACUACCUCCACCACCCCGCCGAGGAGGGAGUCGAGAAUCGCUUUGCCGCCUAAGCAAGUUUCCGAAGGUAUCAUGGGGGCCCUUCCUAUGAGCAAAGAAAAAGAAGCUGCACUUAGCAGGACCCGCCCUGGUUGGCUACCACCAAAGUCAAAAAUUGAGGAGGAGAAGCACUUGAAAGAGUAUCAGGAAAUGAUGCGGCUAUCUAUUGAGUCAGAGCGCAAGCGAGCUGAAAAGGAGAGGCAAGAGAUUGCCACUCGCGAAAUAGCGAGGGAGGCAGUGUUUAGGGCCUGGGAUGACAGAAUUGUUCCCAACUGGAACCAAGCCAUUCUCGAACAGAACACUCGAGAGCUAUGGUGGGCAGGUGUAUCCCCCAAAUCUCGAGGAACUGUCUGGCAGCGUGCAAUUGGAAACGCCUUGGCUGUCACCGAAGAGACCUACAACAUUGCCCUUGAUAGGGCGAAAAAGCUUCAAGUUGAGCUCAACGCUCAAGAAGACCGACACCCAUUAAAAGAUCAGUUCGCGGAUAUCAAGAAGGACGCCGAGAACGCGUUUCCAGAGUUGAGGCUAUUCCAAAGCGAUGGUCCCUUGCAUCAGAGUUUGGUUGAUGUCUUGAUGGCGUACAGUGUAUACCGCAAGGAUAUCGGUUAUUGCUUUGGCCUGCAUGUUCUCGCCGCCAACUUGUUGCUCAAUCUCUCCGCACAUGACGCUUUCCAGACUCUGGCCAAUCUCCUUAAUAGGCAGUUGCCGUUGUCUUUCUACACCCAGGAUGAGCCACAGAUUACCAAUAUUUAUGCUGCCUUCCUCAGAGCUUUCCAGUACAAACUUCCCAACCUCUACCAGCACAUCCACGUCAAGCUUCAACUCCCUCCACCUCUCUACCUUGAAGCUAUGUUCACCACUCUUUUCACAUUACAUGUCCCAAUCGAUAUAGUAUCUCGACUUUGGGACGUCUACGCCUUUGAAGGUGACGCGUUCCUCAUCCGAUCUGCAGUUGCAGUUCUCGGAGUUCUCGAAAGCAAGCUGUACGGGUCUAAGGAAGAAAUCAUCGCACUCCUUGGCUGGGAAGGCAAGGGGUGUUCUAACAGGAGCGACUGGAGGCUCGGAAAAGAAGACGAGUUUAUGGCAAAGGUUAGAAGCGCCGGAAAGGUCGAAAACGAACAGUAA